Rubroshorea leprosula is the source of this 1802-nucleotide messenger RNA. The record is from the annotation of a GenBank genome assembly. Lineage: Eukaryota; Viridiplantae; Streptophyta; Magnoliopsida; Malvales; Dipterocarpaceae.
ACAGUCCGAGAGAAUGGUUCUAUUCAUAUUCACACAAUGAAGCAAUGGCCGAAACUCCUUAAAGCUUGCCAAAGAUACUUUACCUGUUGACACUUUUGCUGAAGCCAAUCUUUCAAUUUGUUAUGCUGCUUCGGUUUCUUUGUAUUAAAGUUCCACACCCUGAUGUUUUAUUGUACAGGAAAGAGCAUUUGGUGUUAUGGAUGUGGCCCUUUGAAGCUUUUGUGUGCUGCCAAGCUGCAAAGGGCAGAAAUCCUCCUUCUGCUCCAACCUUAGUGGCUGUAAAAUGGGCAAGCUCAUUGAGGCGGUCUGCAUUCAUCGUAGAUUGGCAUAAUUUUGGAUACACCCUUCUUGGCUUGUCCUUGGGAAGAAGUAGUCGCUUUGUUACUGUAUAUCGUUGGUUUGAGAAGCAUUAUGGGAAAAUGGCAAAUGGUUCGUUGUGUGUAACAAGGGCAAUGCAACAUGAAUUAGCACAAAAUUGGGGAAUUAGGGCCACAGUCUUAUAUGAUCAGCCACCUGUUUUCUUCCAUCCAACUUCACUUGAAGAGAAACAUAAGUUGUUUUGUAGAUUGAAUGAAAAUCUGUGCCAUCCUAUUGGUGUUAGAGACUGUGUAAGCACUGGAAGUAUGGAAUUUGGGGAUGAAACACUAUUUACAAGUCACAUUGGCAAUGACUUCUUGUUGAAGCAGAACAGACCAGCACUUAUUGUUAGCAGUACUAGCUGGACACCAGAUGAAGAUUUUGGAAUUCUCUUGGAAGCAGCAGUUAUGUAUGAUAGCCGUGUUGCUGCAAUAUUAAAUGAGAAUGAUUCCACUGAUGAAGGGGUUCUUUGGAAGGAGAUCUCUAAUGGAAAGCAGCUUUUGUAUCCAAGAUUGUUGUUUAUCAUUACAGGAAAAGGACCUGAAAAGGAAAAAUAUGGGGAGAAGAUUAAAUAUUUAACGCUCAAACGUGUUGCAUUCCGUACGAUGUGGCUUUCAGCUGAGGACUAUCCAUUGCUUCUUGGAUCAGCAGACUUGGGUGUUUGUCUGCAUACUUCCUCAUCAGGAUUAGACCUUCCUAUGAAGGUUGUGGAUAUGUUCGGUUGUGGACUAGCUGUAUGUGCUGUUUCCUAUUCAUGCAUUCAAGAACUUGUUAAAGUUGAGAAAAAUGGACUACUCUUCUCAUCAUCAUCAGAGCUUGCUGAUGAGUUAUUGAUGCUCUUCAGGGGAUUUCCUGAUGAAUGUAAUGCUCUAAAGUCUCUAAGAAAUGGUGCAUUGGAAACGAGUUCCUCAGCUAGGUGGGAUACUGAGUGGGAAGAACAUGCUAAGCCAUUGAUAUCUGAGAUUACAAACAGGGCCAUUGGAUUGAGGGAUAGUCCCCAAUAUCAAAGGAUGUGCUUCCAGCACGACUAAGGUUUUCUAUCUCUCUUCUAAUUGCAGGUUAUCUCUCAGAAUUUAAAAUAAACUCGGGUUUCAUUCGACCUGCAUUGGUGUGAUUGAGGGGUUGUGUUAUACGCGGCUUCCUUACCUUGCUGACUCGAUGCGACAUAUGCCAUUAACAUUCGAAAAAGGCUUAAUCUGUGUACCGUCUCUGGUGGCAAACUUGGCAGGGGAUCUUGAUUUGUGAAAACGUGCAGUCUAGAUCGGAGAUUUAUGGUUAUAUAAUUUAUGAUUUUAUGUAGAGCAAAAAUCACUAGUUUCACUCCACUUUGAUUGAAAAUUUUGUUGUAUGAUUGAGAGGCCAUUCAUAAGCUUGAUCUGGUCCCUUAUCUACCAGUUUUCCGGCUCUGCUAAACAUUUUUCACCCAAUAAAGGUCCUAUGUAUUU